Caenorhabditis remanei is the source of this 840-nucleotide messenger RNA. RefSeq lists its product as uncharacterized. NCBI's taxonomy places the organism in Eukaryota, Metazoa, Nematoda, Chromadorea, Rhabditida, Rhabditidae. The record is from RefSeq and is a predicted model, not a curated record. Bases 1 to 840 code for a protein of 279 amino acids. The transcript has 4 exons.
AUGGCUAGAUUCUCCGAUAAAGUGGCACUUGUUACAGGCUCCUCCAGCGGAAUCGGACGUGCAACUGCUAUUCUCCUCGCGAAACAAGGAUGCAAAGUUACUAUUACUGGAAGAAAUACGGAUCGUCUUGAGAGUACUAAACAAGAGAUUUUGAAAAAGGGAACACCGGAAAGUGAUGUUCUUGUGAUUGCGGCUGAUUUGAAUGUUGAAUCGGAACAGGAUAACCUGAUUGACUCAACAGUUGCGAAGUUCGGAAGACUUGACAUUUUGGUUAAUAGUGCUGGAGGAGCAUUCGUUGAUCCGGAAGGAAAAAUUGGAGUAAAUCAGGGAAUGGAGGUAUUCGACAAGCAUAUGUAUACCAAUUUGAGAGCUAUCGUGAUGAUGACGAAGAAAGCGAUUCCUCAUUUGAUGAAAACGAAGGGAGAAGUUGUGAAUGUUUCUGCUAUGGGAGCCGAUCAUCAUGGCAAUCCUCAUUUCAUAUAUCACUCAAUGCCAAAAGCUGCUCUAAAUCAAUUCACCAGAAGUGCAGCCAUCGAACUCAUUCGGCACGGAGUCCGUGUAAAUUCGGUCAGUCCUGGAUUCACGAACACUGGAUUUGGAACAUCGAUGGGAAUUCCAGAUGAGAUUUGGAGAAAAAUGGUGGAGUUCAUGUCUUCUCAUAAGGAGUGUAUUCCUUAUGGAGCUGUUGCACAACCGGAUCACAUCGCUCAAGUCAUUGCAUUCCUUGCCGAUCGGACCAUGUCAUCUUUUAUCAUUGGACAAUCAAUUGUAGUCGAUGGUGGAUCGUCUCUUCUGAUGGGGAUGGAUGUUCAUGAUGUGACCGGAUUUAUGGCACUCUAA